This is a messenger RNA of Misgurnus anguillicaudatus (oriental weatherfish), 2218 nucleotides long. The record is from RefSeq and is a predicted model, not a curated record. Lineage: Eukaryota; Metazoa; Chordata; Actinopteri; Cypriniformes; Cobitidae.
UCUUGUUGAAUCAUUUAAAUCUUUGAUUUGCUCGUUGGAAUCGUUUGUAAGCGGAAGAUUGAAUGUGAAAUUAUUGAAGUCGUUUAUGAAUAACUCGUGAUGGUGAUGAUGAAGAGGAUGAAGAGGUCUCUCUAUAUCGGUGAUCUCGCGCCGACUGUAACAGAGAUGAUGCUGUAUGAGAAGUUCAGUCCGACCGGUCCGGUUCUGUCCGUCCGAGUCUGCCGUGAUAAACUCACCCGGUGUUCACUCGGUUAUGGUUACGUCAACUUUGAACGACCUGAAGACGCUGAGCGUGCCUUAGAUACCAUGAACUUUGACCUGAUGGAGGGCAAACCAAUGCGAAUGAUGUGGUGCCAGCGUGACCCUUCACUGCGCAAAACUGGAGUGGGAAACAUCUUCGUAAAGAACCUGGAGAAAUCCAUCACCAGUGAAGAACUGCUGGAUAUCUUCUCAUCCUUUGGAAACAUUUUAUCCUGCAAAGUGGCUUGUGAUGAAAAUGGUUCAAAGGGGUUUGGGUUUGUGCACUUUGAGACUCACGAAGCCGCUGAAAAUGCCAUCAAUCGAUUGAAUGGGCUGUUAUUCAACAACCAACACGUGUUUGUUGGACACUUCAAGUCCCGGAGUGAGCGUGAGGCUGAAAUGCAGGCGAAAGCCAAAAACUUCACAAACGUUUACAUUAAGAACUUUGGACCAGACCUGGAUGACAAGACGCUCAAUGAGAUGUUCAGCAAAUUUGGUCAGACCCUGAGUGCCUCUGUGAUGAGAGAUGAGAAAGGAAACUCAAGAGGAUUCGGCUUUGUAAGCUUCGAGACUCACAGUGAUGCAAAGAGGGCCGUAGAGGAGCUGAAUGGGACGGAGUGGAAGGGCAGGCGGUUGUACGUGGGUCGAGCUCAAAAGAAACGAGAGCGUGAUGUCGAACUGAAGCGCUGGUUUGAGAAGAUGGAGCAGGAGCGUUUGAUUCGCUAUCAGGGCAUCAAUCUGUACGUGAAAAAUCUGAACGACAGUGUGGACACCGAACUUCUCCACAAAGAGUUCUUGCCAUACGGGACCAUCACCAGUUGUAAGGUGAUGAAAGCAGGUGGACGCAGCAGAGGCUUCGGGUUCGUUUGCUUCUCGUCUCCAGAGGAAGCCACUAAAGCCAUCACUGAAAUGAACGGCCGCAUCAUCGCUUCCAAGCCGAUAUACGUCGCUCUCGCCCAGAGGAAGAAGGAACGUCAGGCUCACCUCAUCCACCAAUACAUGAUGAGAAUGGCGUGCUUCCAGAGCCAACAUUUGCUGCUGAACCCGGCUGUCUACCAUCCAAACCCGACCCAAUCCAAAUACUUUAUGUCUCCACAGAAUCAAACUCAAUACGCCUUUUGUAGUUAUGAUGCAGAGCCUCAAUCCAGCCCUCAGUGGGAUCUGUCGAGUGUCACGGACCCUCAGUCCAAUCACACUCAGGCUGUCUGGCCGGCCAGUCCAGGAUUCAUUCAUGAAGUGACUUCAGUGAAUCUUCAGACAUCUCAGUGUAAAUACACACCUGAUGUCCAUCCCAAAUUCAUGAGCUCUGCACAGCAGCAAUGGACUUCACAACAGAUGCAGCCUUAUGUCUACACGCAGGGCCAAGAGUCUUUCACGACUAUAUGACACAACUUCAAUCAGAUGCUAGGCAAGUUUCUCUUUUAAUUUGACUUGUUGUUCGAUGAAUGGUCUUGAUUUUGUUUCCCUUUCUUUUCGUUUCGUUCAUUCCAAUAGCAUUAGCAUUACCAAGUUUAUAUUCACGAGUUUCUUCUCUUGAAAUCAGGAGAAAUGUUUUACUGUUCACACAGAUAACAGCAGUCUCUGGUUCAGAACAUGACAGGACUUUGGCAAACAAGAUCACUGAAAAUCUGAGCUCGUUCAUGUGAAUCUGUUUAUAUGCCACCCAACUCUCACAAUUACACAAUCACAUUGUAAUGCAACAUUAUUUUAUUGUUAAUUUAGUUUAACUAUGAUUUGCUCAUUUGAGUCAUGAUUUUGUCAUAUGACCUUACACCUAAGACGUCCAUCCUGAGAGUUUCAUUCACAAUUUGUUUAAUACAUUUGAAAAAGUUUUCAAUCAUUUUAAUUUUUAAACAUAUUACCUGUUAAUUUAUUUGAGUUAAUGUUGAUUAAAACACAUAAUAAUUCAUAACUUUACUGUCUUGCUUGUACUAAUGGCUUUUAUAAAUAAAAAAUAAAUACAUUUACUGCAAUGACA